AUGUCAGUGAUGAACAUCACUCUAGGCAGUGACAACAACUACAACCCAGAUGACCCCAAAGUUUACCGCUCAUGCAAGGACGUGGUCAGUAGCCAGCCCAGGCAGUUGGUCAAGCUCUCGACUGGCAUCGUGGUCAUGUGUGACACACAGACAGACGGCGGGGGCUGGACCAUCUUCCAGAGACGUGUCACCGGUGACGUCAGUUUUAACCAGGGCUGGAACAACUACAAGUACGGCUUCGGGGACUACAGUAACGGAGAUUUCUACCUGGGGAACGAACACCUGUACUGCAUGACCUCGAGCAAGAACUACGAAAUGAUGGUUGACCUGAAGUGUACGUUCAGGAACUACGACUACACGUACGCCAGCUUCAGGCUAUCCGACGAGUCCAGUGGGUACACGUUGUCCAUCACGAAAGGAUCGGGGAAUGCUGGAGACUCGCUGUACCUUGUCCACAACAGCGUGCCUUUCUACACCCCCGACAGGGACAAUCCUUUCAACUUCUUCCCAAUGUGUGCCACUACUCACGCUGGAGGAUGGUGGUUCUACGGACCCACUUGUUUCUCUGGCUACCUGAAUGGUCGCUGGACCUUGCCCUUAGCUUGGCCAAGUAACGGCAUAGCAUGUCCGUCACCGCAGACAAGCGAAAUGAAGAUUCGACCAAAGUAG
Physella acuta is the source of this 669-nucleotide messenger RNA. RefSeq names its product ficolin-1-A-like. The record is from RefSeq and is a predicted model, not a curated record. Lineage: Eukaryota; Metazoa; Mollusca; Gastropoda; Physidae.